This is a messenger RNA of Musa acuminata subsp. malaccensis (wild Malaysian banana), 1064 nucleotides long. Its product is annotated as transcription factor MYB20-like. The record is from RefSeq and is a predicted model, not a curated record. Lineage: Eukaryota; Viridiplantae; Streptophyta; Magnoliopsida; Zingiberales; Musaceae.
GUGAAGGUGGUGAGCGGAGACCUUCUCGUCAUCACUUUCUCUUUCUCUCGUUUAGGUAGUUCUAGUGUAAGAGAAGGAGGAGGCAGAGGAGGAGGAGGAGGAGGGGGGUGAGAGAAACCGAUGGGGAGGCAGCCAUGCUGUGACAAGGUGGGGCUGAAGAAGGGGCCAUGGACAACAGAGGAGGACAAGAGGCUGAUCAACUUCAUGCUCACCAAUGGCCAAUGCUGUUGGAGGGUUGUUCCUAAGCUCGCAGGACUUCUGAGGUGUGGAAAGAGUUGCAGACUAAGGUGGACGAACUACCUCCGGCCUGACCUGAAGAGGGGAUUGCUGUCGGAAGAGGAGGAGAAGAUGGUCAUUGAGCUCCAUUCUCAGCUGGGAAACAGAUGGUCUAGGAUCGCAUCCCAUCUCCGUGGUAGAACUGAUAACGAGAUCAAGAACCACUGGAACACCCACAUCAAGAAGAAGCUGAGGAAGAUGGGGAUCGACCCCUUGCUUCACAAGCCCCUCAUUCCUUCAGCAAGUGGUGUUCCCCAUCAGGAGCAGCAACAGGCGGGUGCUUUGGCUGAGAGGAUGGAAGAACAGGAGAAGCCCUGCUCAGGAAGCUCUUCUGAGAAGGCUGCAGAAGGGCAAGUUGAGGAGAACAUACCAAGCACGGCUUCUGACGCAUUCCUGAGCAAGUCUCCAGGAUUUUGCACCGACGAGGUGCCCAUGAUUCUCCCCCAUGACAUAUUAGCCUCAUGUGCUUCCACUCCCACGGCCUCGUCUUCCAUUUCGACAUCAUCAACAUGCUCUUCUUCCAGCUCCUCAUCGAAGGCUGCGGAGAUCCAAUUUCCAUGCAUGGAGUGGCCAGAAUCAACGUAUCUCUGGGGUUUGGAUGACUUGAAUGGAUGGGACUUCAUCUUCGAUCGGAGGGAUGAAGAAUUAGGCCUCGAUCCUUUCAGCCAGUGGCAAAGAACCGCUUCUGAUCAUGAAUCCUGAACUCUGAGCUAUUCUAAUCUCAUUCUCCUUCUGUAAUUCCUAAUUGCCGAUAGAACAAAGCAGAAUGAUGACAAAUGUUUACUCCA